This is a messenger RNA of Acanthosepion pharaonis, 1053 nucleotides long. Lineage: Eukaryota; Metazoa; Mollusca; Cephalopoda; Sepiida; Sepiidae. The record is from the annotation of a GenBank genome assembly.
AUGACAUAUGUACCGGGUACUGUGGCAUAUGUACCGGAUACUGUUACAUAUGUACCGGGUACUGUGACAUAUGUACCGGGUACUGUGGCAUAUGUACCGGGUACUGUGACAUAUGUUCCGAGUACUGUGGCAUAUGUACCGGGUACUGUGACAUAUGUUCCGAGUACUGUGACAUAUGUACCGGGUACUGUGACGUAUGUGCCGUGUACUGUGACAUAUGUACCGGGUACUGUGACAUAUGUUCCGGGUACUCUGGCAUAUGUACCGGAUACUGUUACAUAUGUACCGGGUACUGUGACAUAUGUACCGGGUACUGUGACAUAUGUACCGGGUAUUGUUGAAUAUGUACCAGGUACCCCUAAUCAUACGUAUGUAUCUAUCUAUCUAUCUAUCUAUCUAUCUAUCUAUCUAUCUAUCUAUCUAUCUAUCUCAUCUAAUGCUAUCUAUCUAUCUAUCUAUCUAUCUAUCUAUCUAUCUAUCUAUCUAUCUAUCUAUCUAUCUAUCUUUUAUUUGAUUAUUUCCCCCCCAAACAAUCGACCUAGACUAUCUAUCUAUCUAUCUAUCUAUCUAUCUAUCUAUCUAUCUAUCAUGAGUAUUUCUGUCGUGUGUCUUAGACAAAUAUUGACUCCUUCCGAUUGUGCCACAUCUCUCUCUCUCUCUCUCUCUCUUUCUCUCUCUCUCUCUUUCUCUCUCUCUCUUUCUCUCUCUCUUUCUCUCUCUCUCUCUUUCUCUCUCUCUCUCUCUCUUUCUCACUACCUCAGCACUGUAUGUGAGUGGGUGAGCUUCAUAAUUAUACCUUUUCUCCUAUAUCUUACUUUUUGCACACCCAUAUCUCUCUCUCUCUCUCUCUCUCUCUCUCUCUCUCUCUCUCUCUCACGACACGGAGAAGCACGAUCAUGGGAUAAAUAUUCUCUCUCCCCUACGUCUGUCUGUCUGUCUGUCCAUCUCUUUCGAGGCCCGUUUACUCCAGUUAUAGUUGAUGGAACCGCCACAUCAACAAUCAAGGCGUUGCUGCUACGGUUUCUUUUGUUUGUUUGUUUUUUAACUGAAUGA